This is a messenger RNA of Rhodamnia argentea, 1793 nucleotides long. RefSeq lists its product as uncharacterized. NCBI's taxonomy places the organism in Eukaryota, Viridiplantae, Streptophyta, Magnoliopsida, Myrtales, Myrtaceae. The transcript has 2 exons. The coding region runs from base 518 to 1564 and encodes 348 amino acids. The record is from RefSeq and is a predicted model, not a curated record.
UUGGUAGUGAUUUACCGUCGUAUAAGAAGAUGAUCGUCACUGCAUACUGAUUGGGAAUAGUUGGCAACCCCUAAAUUAUAAAAAUGGAGAUCGCUUUUGGCUCUGUUCAUUCCCUUCCUAGAAUUCUUCGCGUGGCUCAUCAUCUGGCACAAAUGUAUCAUCGGGUACAAACUGGAUUCGCGCCAAAAUAGUGCAGACGAAAAGCCAAAUCAUAGUUUUUAUUAAACAACUGUAAUUUGCUGUAAUCAAAACAGGCUUAUUUUAUCAUUUCCUCGUGCUUUGCUCUAGCUAGAGCAAGACUUUGUCAUUGUCACCAUCUUUUGUCCAAAGCAUUUGUUUUGAUUUUCAGAAUCUAACCAGGAAAUCACAUCAAACGACAUAGAUUUCAAUCCAGGCAGAGACAAGCGGCGUGAUCAGAUUGUCAAUGUAGAAGUUAACCCUCCUUAGUCAUCUACAUCUGUAUAUAAAUAUCCAUGGUUUCUCUCAGCUUCAUCUGCAGAGCUUCUGAACCACCCUUAUGGAGGACCACAUAAGCAGAGUGUUAACGAAGAUGGAUAGUGAGGAAGAGAAGCUUCGGUAUCUCGGGUUCCUUGGCAUCUUCAAGGAAUCCUUCAAGAUCAUCUUCUCAUGGAAGAAGAUCUUCACUCAACUCACGCUUGCUUUUAUCCUCCCUCUCGCUGUCAUCUUCUUAAUUCAGAUCCCAGUUUCUGAGAACCUGGAAGCAAGAAUGCGAUUUGUACGAUACAGGCUCUAUCACUAUCGGGACAAUGAACGCGCGGACGAAUUCCUGUCAUCCGAGCGUAUAGAAUAUUGGCUCAUCAAAAUAGCAUACCUGGUGUUCCUCCUGGCGCUUUCCCUUCUCGCUACUUCCGCGGUCGUGUACACUGUGGCCUGCAAUUACACGGGAAAGCCCAUCACCUUCAAAAAGGUCAUGUCCGUGGUCCCAAAGGUGUGGAAGCGCGUCGCCGUCACAUUCGUAUGGAGUUUCUUGUUCCACUUGGCCUUCAGCCUAUGCGUCCUGGGGACUUUCGUCAUGUGGGCGAUUCUGAUCGGGAGCUCACCGUUCGGGCUAGCCAUUGGGGUCAUCAUCUUGAUCCUGUUCUUCGUUGGGUUCGUGUACCUGAGCAUCGUCUGCCAGCUGGCGAGCGUGGUCUCCGUCCUGGAGGAGGAGAACUACGGGAUCAAGGCAAUGGUCAAGAGCAAGAGUCUGAUUGAGGGCAAGCGACGGGUCACGGGUUUCAUCUUCCUGCUGCUGAUCUUGCUCAAUAAUGGUAUCGUGAUAGUGUACCGGAUGUUUGUAUGGGCCUUCUUAUUCAUGCUCAUCGUCGGCGCCCCCUGCCUUUUCGUGCUGACCUUCCUGUUUCUGUUCGGCCUCGUGAUCCAAACAAUAAUCUACUUUGUCUGCAAGUCAUAUCACUGUGAGAGCAUCGACAAGCCGGCCUUGGCCAACCAUCUAGAAGCUUACUUUCAGCCUGAGCCGCAGAAGCAGGACGCCAAUGAUGUCCAGCUAGAGCAAGUUCACGUCCCCACCAAGGACGCCCGGUUAGGUCAAGUUUAUGUCUGAAUUUCAAAUCAGAACUCUGUAGUAGCUGAAUAAGAGCCGAACCGACAAAACAUAUAUGGUCCUUAGCUUUAAGUUUGCGAGCGUACGUACGAGUGUCGUAUAAGUACGUUUGAUCUGGAGACAUGUGUAUUUCUUGAUGGGCCGGACACGGAAGAAAGUGAAAGAUAUUCCCAAGUGAAAUGUGCUUGUAUGAACAAUCAAUACUAAUAAAAGACACAAUUACUUCCCA